Messenger RNA from Dendrobium catenatum, 1652 nucleotides. Its product is annotated as transcription factor TCP20. Gene Ontology annotation, cellular component: nucleus. Bases 406 to 1305 code for a protein of 299 amino acids. The record is from RefSeq and is a predicted model, not a curated record. Gene Ontology annotation, molecular function: DNA-binding transcription factor activity; sequence-specific DNA binding. Lineage: Eukaryota; Viridiplantae; Streptophyta; Magnoliopsida; Asparagales; Orchidaceae. The transcript is spliced from 2 exons.
UUUAGAGCCACUUUGAAAAGAUAGACUAAUAAGUGUUGAAUCUCAGCCCCAUCCCCUGCAAUCUCGGCCGUCUCUCUGGGACUCAGUGCUCCUUCCUUCUUCCUAAAUCCUAAUCUGCUUUUGCCCAAUUCAGUUCAACACCCUUCACUCAUGGCUUCCUCUUCUUCCCUUCUUCAGCCUUUCUAAACGCCGAACAGUAAAUUAACCUGCUAAAGAUUGUUUUUUUUUUUACUUCUUAUAAUCAACAGUGGUGAAAGUGGUCAUCCUCUACCUCGUUCACUUCUUCUAAUCUCGCCUGACCCAAUCUAAUCCACUCAUCCUGUAAAAAAUCCAGUUGAACCUCAUCAAAGGUUCUUCCUUUCUCCAUCUAAAUACCAAAAACGCCACCUUUGGUCCUCUACCGUCAUGGAUCCCAACAAAGGUUCUUCCAAGAUUCCACCGGAGCCGCCCAAGUUUCUCCAGAACGCAGACAAGAGAGAUCCCUCCAGAGAUAGCAGAGACCUCCAAGUGCUCGUUUCUUCCACUUCUUCCGGAGCAGAGAGAGAGCUUCCCCUUGUAGCCGCUACUUCUACUAGCACAGCAGAGAAAGACGAUCAAAGGAGGCAGCUUGCGCCCAAGAGAAGCUCGAACAAGGAUCGGCACACUAAAGUCGAUGGGCGCGGGCGAAGAAUCCGGAUGCCAGCUCUCUGUGCUGCUCGAAUCUUUCAACUGACUCGCGAGCUCGGUCACAAGUCCGAUGGCGAGACUAUCCAGUGGCUUCUGCAGCAGGCGGAGCCUUCUAUCAUCGCGGCCACCGGCUCCGGUACCAUCCCGGCCUCCGCGCUCACCUCCGCCCCUUCUUCCAUUUCCCACACCAAGUUCAACGAGCCCCCGCCUUCUGCCAUGGCCACCUCUUCAAGACCUAAUUGGGCAACUGGCCUCUGGCCGCCGCCGCUAGGCAGCUUCGCCGGCUCUGGAUUCCUCCCCCAAACGAGCAAUCUCGGCGGCGAAGGGUCUGCUGGAGGGUUUAUGCAGAGGAUUGGUUUGCCGGGGCUCGAGCUGCCGGGUGCCGGGAUAGGCCAGAUGAGCUUUGCUUCAAUGCUAGGUGGACAUGGGCAGCAGAUGCCUGGGCUUGAGCUAGGACUUUCGCAAGAUGGGCAUAUUGGAGUAUUAAACCCCCAAGUUUUGAGCCAGUUCUAUCAGCAGAUGGGGCAGGGGAGAGGAGGAGGAACUGAGCACUUGCAGCAUCAUCUUCAUCAACAUCAGCAGACUCACCAGAGCCAGGGGUCUCUGGAGAAAGAUGAUUCUGAAGGAUCAAGUCAGUAGAUAAUAGUGAUGGUUAAAAAGGAGUUUCUUUGGUGGAAAUUUGAGUCAAAAGAUGAGGAAUUUUUCUGUUCUGAGUGCUAUAGUGUAAUGAUCUUGGAGGAGGAAAGGCUAGAUAAUGCAUUUGGUUUUUUGUGGUAUUUUGUUAGAGUUUUCUCCUUUCUCCUAAGACAUUCUGUAUGGAUUCUUGGCGUUUUCGCUUUCUGGUGUAGAUUGAAUCAAGCUGAAGCCUUGUGAUGGAAGUAUAUAUAUUGUUUACUCUGAGGUUUGUAGAUAUAGAGUUUGAGCCAUCAUCUAUUUUUUCUCUUUUUUUUUUUUUUUUUUUUUGUUUUUUUUUUUUUUGGAUUUUG